Heterobasidion irregulare TC 32-1 is the source of this 783-nucleotide messenger RNA. RefSeq lists its product as uncharacterized. The coding region runs from base 454 to 660 and encodes 68 amino acids. The transcript has a single exon. Lineage: Eukaryota; Fungi; Basidiomycota; Agaricomycetes; Russulales; Bondarzewiaceae. The record is from RefSeq and is a predicted model, not a curated record.
GCGGGCACGGACAUACGCUCUCGCGCAUCGAGUCGCUCCCGCAGCUGGUGAAUAGGAUGUCGCCGCUGCUCUCGUCCGCGUCGUCCAACUCUCCUGGGUCCGGCCACGCCGCCUCGUACGAACGCGAGCGCGACAGGGACAGGGACUCUAUCACGCUGCCGCCCACGCCGCUCUCCGCCGACCCGCGCCACGGGCCGGCGAGUAAGAUGACCUUCGUAACUCAAUGAACAAAGGGGGGGGGGAUUACCUGACCACGUUUGGUUCCUUCAUGAAACAUCAGCAGAACAAUCUCCGAUCUGCUCUCAGAAAUUUCGUAUUAAAGCCUGCAACUCCUAUUUUUUCUCCUAUUUUCUCCAUUUCAUUUCGCUCGGUAUCCUGCGGUCGGCUACAGGGGUACAAGAUCCCUAACUAGCUUGCUUCCCUUUUAGUCCUAUUUAUCUGCUUUGCGCGUUGAUGAUCACUAUGCCCUGCCUGUCCCACGGACAUUCCGCCUUCGCCAUAAUUGCCUCGCUUCUCAUCGUAUCAGUAUUUGACCAGCACCAGUACCCUCCGCGUGGCGUCCCACUUCCUGUGGUCGCCCGCGUGUACAGUACCUCCGUCUGUAUACAUGGUUCCCGGAGUGUCCGAGUACUCCAAGUAGGUUACUUAGUUCGCUGUUAGUGCAUCGCUCUACCGUACCGCCCUCGGGCGUCGUCCUGCGGGCGUGCAUCCGCUUAAUCUCCCACCCAGCCCCCUUCUAUUCCGUGUACCUGUACAAUAAGUAUUUUUUUUCCGCGCCUUGUC